AUGCUUGCCACCAGACAGGUUCUGGGCGGAUCUCUCCGCGCCCGGGGCCUCGUUGGUGCUGCCAGCUCCAUCCGACGCAUGGCCACCGUCUCCGACUCUCCUCUGGACAAGAAGGUCCGCCAGAACAUCUGGGAGGAUAACAACUACAUCAACUACAAGAAGAUGUCCGAGAACCUCGCCAUCGUCCGGUCCCGCCUCAACACCCCUCUGACCUAUGCCGAGAAGAUCCUCUACUCUCACUUGGAUGAUCCUCAUGGCCAGGACAUUCAGCGAGGUACCUCAUACCUCAAGCUGCGACCUGAUCGUGUCGCUUGCCAGGAUGCCACUGCCCAGAUGGCUAUCCUGCAGUUCAUGUCUGCUGGUAUGGAUGCCGUCGCUAACCCCUCCACUGUCCACUGUGACCACUUGAUUGAGGCCCAGGUUGGUGGUGAGAAGGAUCUUGCCCGUGCUAUCGACAUCAACAAGGAGGUCUACGACUUCCUGGCUACUGCUUGUGCCAAGUACAACAUUGGUUUCUGGCGCCCCGGCUCUGGUAUCAUCCACCAGAUUAUCCUUGAGAACUAUGCUUUCCCCGGUGGUCUUCUCAUCGGUACUGACUCCCACACCCCCAACGGUGGUGGUCUCGGUAUGGCUGCCAUUGGUGUCGGUGGUGCUGAUGCCGUUGACGUCAUGGCCAACCUGCCCUGGGAGCUGAAGGCCCCCAAGGUCAUCGGUGUCAAGCUGACUGGCCAGAUGUCUGGUUGGACUACUCCCAAGGAUAUUAUUCUCAAGGUCGCUGAUAUCCUCACUGUCAAGGGUGGUACUGGCGCCAUUGUUGAGUACCACGGUCCCGGAACUGAGACCCUGAGCGCAACUGGUCAGGCUACCAUUUGCAACAUGGGUGCUGAGAUUGGUGCCACCACCUCUCUGUUCAACUUCAACCAGGGAAUGUAUGACUACCUUGCCGCUACCAAGCGCAAGGACAUUGGUGACUUUGCUCGCGCUUACUCCAAGGAGCUCCGCGCCGACGAGGGUGCUGAGUACGACCAGCUGAUCGAGAUCAACUUGUCUGAGCUCGAGCCUCAUAUCAACGGUCCCUUCACCCCCGAUCUGGGUACUCCCAUCUCCAAGUUCAGCCAAGCCGUCAAGGACAAUGGCUGGCCUGAGGAGCUCAAGGUUGGUCUGAUCGGAUCCUGCACCAACUCCUCUUACGAGGACAUGUCCCGUGCUGCCUCCAUUGCCCGUGACGCUCUCGACCACGGUCUCAAGGCCAAGUCUGGCUUCACUGUCACCCCCGGCUCUGAGCAGAUUCGUGCCACCGUUGAGCGUGACGGUCAGCUCAAGACCUUCGAGGAGUUCGGCGGUAUGGUUCUUGCCAACGCCUGCGGUCCCUGCAUUGGUCAGUGGGACCGUCGCGAUGUCCCCAAGGGCACCGCUAACUCUAUCAUCUCGUCCUACAACCGUAACUUCACCGGCCGAAAUGAUGGCAACCCCGCCACCCACUCUUUCGUCGCCUCCCCUGACAUGGUCGUUGCCCUCACCAUUGCCGGCUCCCUGCACUUCAACCCCUUGACCGACAAGCUUAAGGACAAGGAUGGCAACGAGUUCAUGCUCAAGCCUCCCACUGGCGAUGGUCUCCCCAGCAGGGGUUACGACCCUGGCAAUGACACCUACCAGGCUCCCCCCAAGGACCGCUCUGCUGUCACCGUUGCUGUCUCGCCCACCUCCGACCGUCUUCAGAUCCUCUCCCCCUUCGAUGCUUGGGAUGGCAAGGACGCCAAGAACCUGCCUAUCCUCAUCAAGGCCCAGGGCAAGACCACCACUGAUCACAUCUCCAUGGCUGGUCCCUGGUUGAAGUACCGUGGUCACCUGGACAACAUCUCCAACAACAUGUUGAUCGGUGCCACUAACGAGGCCAACGGCAAGGCCAACGAGAUCAAGAACUACAGCACUGGCGAGUGGGGUGCUGUUCCCGCUGUCGCCCGUGACUACAAGGCCAAGGGCAUCAAGUGGGUUGUCAUUGGUGACUGGAACUACGGUGAGGGUUCUUCUCGUGAGCACGCUGCUCUCGAACCCCGUCACCUUGGUGGUCUCGCUAUCAUUACCCGAUCUUUCGCUCGUAUCCACGAGACCAACCUGAAGAAGCAGGGUAUGCUUCCUCUCACCUUCUCCGACCCCGCUGACUACGACAAGAUCCGACCUGAGGACAGGGUCGACAUCCUCGCCACCCAGCUCGAAGUUGGCAAGCCUCUCCCCAUGAUCGUUCACCCCGCCGACGGCAGCGCUCCUUUCGAGGUCAAGCUGUCCCACACCUUCAACGAGCCCCAACUUGAGUGGUUCAAGAACGGCAGUGCCCUCAACACCAUGGCCAAGGCCUCCCGAUCAUAA
This is a messenger RNA of Clonostachys rhizophaga, 2367 nucleotides long. The record is from the annotation of a GenBank genome assembly. NCBI's taxonomy places the organism in Eukaryota, Fungi, Ascomycota, Sordariomycetes, Hypocreales, Bionectriaceae.